Messenger RNA from Malus domestica (apple), 1685 nucleotides. RefSeq names its product probable protein S-acyltransferase 17. Gene Ontology annotation, cellular component: Golgi apparatus; endoplasmic reticulum. Gene Ontology annotation, molecular function: protein-cysteine S-palmitoyltransferase activity. The record is from RefSeq and is a predicted model, not a curated record. Gene Ontology annotation, biological process: peptidyl-L-cysteine S-palmitoylation; protein targeting to membrane. Lineage: Eukaryota; Viridiplantae; Streptophyta; Magnoliopsida; Rosales; Rosaceae.
UGCAGUUGACGCAUUCUUGGUAAAGACGCGCGCAGUCUGCAAUUGCAAGUCCUGAAAUCAACCGGCGGCCUUUCUCAUCUUUCUCGGUCAGACAGAGAGUCAGAGGAGUGAGAAACAGUACAGAAGGAAGAGAGAGAGAGAGAGAGAGAAUGGAGGUACAGUGGAUUCUGGUGUGCCAUGGUUUAGUCACACUACUCGUUCUAGUUUCCUUCCUCUGCGGCCAAUGGCCCAUCUUUGACGGCACCCCCAUACAACGCAUCAACCACUUCCUCACCUUCGGCGCCUACGAUUACUUCCAACGGUUUGUUGGGUUUGUGUUUGGAGCCAGGGGUACUAAUGCCAUAGCCUCCGUGGAAUAUUUAUGCUGUGAUCGACCCAAUCCAAUCUUACAGUUCAUGUAUCUUGCAAUAGUAGGAGGAACCUAUUACUUAGUUGCAACUUCUUCCUUCAGUUACAUUCCUGGCUAUUAUAUUAGUGAAAUUCACAGGUAUGCAAGCUUGUGGGCUGUUGGUGUUGGUGUUCUGCUCUUUCUAUUAGCUAGCUUUUCUGAUCCAGGAACAAUAAGGGCUGAUAAUGUUUCUCUGUAUCUCUCUGCUUAUCCCUAUGAUAAUAUUAUAUAUUCCGAGAAAGAAUGUUCAACAUGCAAAAUUCCGAAACCUGCUAGGUCAAAGCAUUGCAGCGUAUGUGAUCGAUGUGUUGCCCGUUUUGAUCAUCAUUGUGGAUGGAUGAAUAAUUGUAUAGGUGAGAGAAACACCCAGUACUUCGUAGCUUUUCUUUUGUGGCACACUUUACUUUGCAUAUAUGGAACAGUGGCCAUUGGGUUAAUUCUUGCUGGACAAGUUAAAGAAUACAAAGUUAUUGAAAUUCUAACUGUUUAUUAUGGUGUAGAUAAUUCUUUUCGCGGUUUAACACCACAUGUUGUGCAGUGGUUGUUGGGGGACUACAACACUCAAAUACUUCUUAUGGUGUUUCUUGCAAUAGUUGCACUGCUAUUGGCGGGUUUCUUUGGUUACCAUGCAAAACUUUGUCUCACAAACACUACAACUAAUGAGACGUAUAAGUGGCAAGACUACGUAAGUUGGCAGAAGAAGCUAAAUGAAGCAAGGGCGAGUUCUGUGGCACUCAAAGCAAGUAUCAGUGGGAUAAGUAGUGAAAGAAAACCUCCAGAGAGCAAAUGGAGAGCCAUGUUUCGAAGAUCCCCACUCGAAGAUGCAGAGGUUGUGGUUAAGAAUAACAUUUACGAUAAAGGAUUCUUCCUGAAUAUUCUCGAGGUCAUUGUUCCCCUCUCGAGCAGACUGCGUGCUUCCAGAACCAAAUCAAAGUCUGGCUAAGAAAGACUGCUGGCCUGUCAAUGUUGCAUGCUUGCUUCUCGUUUCCUCCACCAACUGAACAGCUUCAUAGCCUGUUCUCGCAAAACUUGUCGUGCUUAGAUGGCCAGCAACAGCAAGAGACGGGGGCCUUGUGCGGAUCUAACACCAUCAGAUGCUUGUUCUAGCCUUCUGUAACAUUAUUGAUUCUUGCAGAUGCCUAUGGGCUAUGUUAUCUGAUAUUUAGUUCUCCCGUUGGGAGAAUUUUACGUGUAGCGUCACGUGAUGAGAGAAAUACACAUCUGAUAUCUCUUUAUAUAAAACUGAAAAUAGUUAAGAAUCUCCGUUUUCAUUAAAUCGAGAAUAGCUAAGAAUCUC